Molecule: messenger RNA, 3327 nt
Organism: Ascochyta rabiei
Lineage: Eukaryota; Fungi; Ascomycota; Dothideomycetes; Pleosporales; Didymellaceae
Exons: 5
Coding region: 1-3327 (1108 amino acids)
Biological process (GO): regulation of transcription by RNA polymerase II
Cellular component (GO): Rpd3S complex
Source: RefSeq, a predicted model, not a curated record
AUGCCGCUCCGCAAAAGCGCCCGUGGUCCCCGGUCCAGCACCACUCCGUACGCUUCACCAACCGGCACGCCCAGCGAUUCAGCGAAAGAGAAGCACCAGCGAUCAAUCAUAGAGUGGACUGAACCUGCGAUCCAAAAUCCAACGCCAUCGUUCGAAGAGCAUGGCUUUGCUCGCCAUGGUGUCCUAGAGCAAAUGGGGGCGUUGGGAAUGCCUCCUUCCUCGAAGGUCAAGCAGCGCACGCGCGCGAUGGGUGGCGAUACAGCUGCGCGAAAGUCUCUAGCGGGGAAGGGCAACAUCUGCAGUGACGAGGUUGGGUCAACGCCUGAGGUUACUCCGGCUCCUGAGCUCGAGCCGGAUGACUCGGAGAGGCAAGAGGAGGAAGAGCUGCCACUGGAACUUCUGCCACAAGACGAGGACGAAGAUGACGAUUACGUGCCCAGCAAAACAAAGAAAAAGAUGCCGGCAUCGAAAACGCCUGUCAGGGGCAAAACACCAGUGCAGGGAAAGACACCUGUCCAAGCGGGAACACCAGUCAAAGCUGACACGCCUAAAGCCGCAUCAACCCCUACGAGUCCGGCAGUGCAAACUGUAGAGAAACCGCGGGAUAGCGAGACUACACAACGCGCGAAAAUUGCCCUACUGGCGGCAGCAGAGUCGGCUCACCGCAAUCGUAAGCCACGUCUCGGUGAGGCGCUGAAGCAGCUGAUGAGGAUGAGCUCGAGCGACCCCAGCAUUGCGUACGUGGUUGAUGCAGUCGUUCAUCAGCACCAGACCACUGAGCAGUGGAGUACGUUCCGCGAAAACAUCAAGGCACUGAAGAAAUCCGUGAAAUGCGAGGCCAAAAAGAAGCGAAAGCAUGAUCAGCGCAACGGUUCUCUUGUCGAUUCGCCAAGAAUAAGUCAACAGCCUUCUCCGCGACCUAGCAGCGAGGUGGCUCCUAACGAUUCAGUCUCCUUCGAUCAUGAUAAUGAAGAAGGUACUCAUGUUAUGCGGUCAACAGAUUGUACGAUGGAGGACGCAUACCCAGCCGCGGCCUCAACGGCCCAAGCGUUGCCUUCACCACACCCGCUCAGCACAGCCCCAGCUCUAUCUGCAGUUGAACCUUCGGUUGAGACUGCACCACAAAUGCCUUCAAAGUCACCUCGGAAGAAGCAUGUCUCAAACGACUAUUUAGCACCUGGAAGCGAGAUGGAUGUUGAUGGCGGGGCGUCUUCUGCGGCCCCAACUCCAACAGGGAACACGCCUGAUGCAGGCGAUGGAAGUGAUUCUGAACUGUCAGAUGUCAACGAAGAGAUUGUCCAGAAAGGCCCGCCGACGCCCGCACAGUCGAAAGAGAAGUUUUCGACGCCAGCGCCUGCUGCAGCUGUGAAGAAGGGUAAGAACGCUGCUGUGGCUCGUGCUGGAAAGAAGCACGCAAACAAAGGAAAGCUAUUUGGGAAACAUGCACACAAGCAACAACCCGCAACCGCUGAGCAGAUUGAAGAUCUUGAACAGGUCUACCAAAUGCGAAAGGAGAUGGCAGAUGCUCAGCCGCUGCGCCAGUUCGAGCUCCCCUUCCCUCAAUCUGAUGUUCGUUUCGAUGACGAGAUCUUGGAAACCGAGUCUUUGACCGAGUCCAUGAUUGCAGUUGGGCCGCCGGUGGACUCUGAUCAGCCACGACGUGCUGGUCGGAUGCCACACGGCGCGAAGCGUUUGCGCGAGGACAUGUCACGGUUUUCCUCACCUCAGCUGGAGUCAGCGGCUGUCUCACGACCCUCAACGCCUGCGGUCCAGCCAGCCAUCAAGCGGCUCAAGCUGAACAAUGGCCAAGCUGCCAGAACAAAGCGAUCGCCCGUUAAGAAUCGGGACGGUGGACCUAUUGCUGGUGUAGCAUUCAAUGGUGGUGGCGGUUCGAGACAGCUGGGGCCUGAUGACAACGAUCCAGUAAGUUCCACUCAUUUUCCCGAAGCAUCCAACCACACCAUUCCUCCUUCACCAACACACUCACCGACCUCGAAUAUCAACCAUUUUCAUCUUCUGCUUCAAAUGCGGGUCGACACGAAAACCACGUCACUUCAGUUCCCCUUUUCGCCUCCAAAUUCGGUUUUGUCGUCGCCUCUAACAGAAUGUCAGAACUCGCCGCAGUCAGAGAGUGACGACCUCUGCUCUGCUUGCAGAGGCACAGGCGAAUUUGUGUGCUGCGAAGGCUGCCCACGCGUUUUCCACCUUCUCUGCUGCGACCCACCACGCGUGCAGGUCCCAGAAGGGUCGUUCUAUUGUUAUGAGUGUACCGCCAGGUUGAGUGCACCUGACGAUACCGCUAUCGAGACCUACCCAAGUCUUGGAUUACUCUUCAAGGCUCUUGAGCGUACGAACCCGCGCGCCUUUGCCCUGCCACAGGAAGUACAGAACCACUUUGAAGAUGUGUCUGCACGGGGAGAUGGAUCGUACUUUGAGGAGAUGAAGAAGUUUCCACUUGCAAAAAGCAGUGGCUACGGCUACCAGAGACCCGACUAUACCAAAGUACUCGAUGGUGACAAGCCCAUCCUGUGCGUCCAGUGUGGUGUUUCGAGCGGCAACAAGCGACAGAUGCUCAAGUGCGACUUUUGUAAUGCGUAUUGGCACCUGGACUGUGUCGAUCCACCCCUCGCUAACCCCCCACAUAUCAGCCUUGAGGCAUCACAACGCGAUGCCUGGAGGUGUCCACGUCACAUUGAGCACGACCUUCGCAGCGGAUUGUUGAUGCAGAACGACCUCAACGGGGCAUAUGAUGAUGCUGAGAUGAGUGAUGCCACUUUUACCCGAGUCCCACGUAAGAUCCGGAGGCGCAAGAACCCUGAGAUUGUUGAGCCAACCUUUUCUCGCGGCAUGCGAAACAACGGGCUGAUCGACAUUGUCAACGAUCCCGAUGAUGACACUGAUGGCGAAGGCAACUACACUGGCUUCGAGGUCAAGGACGUCAACUCCAAGGUCUAUCGCGUGCCUGAGCGAGGAUUGAUCGUUGACUUCCUAAGCAAGGUCAAGAGUCGCAAGGUUGCGAGGAAUCACGCAGUACAGAACAACGCAUACAUUGCUGCCCAGCGCAAGGCAUCGAUGCAGAACUUCAUGACUCAUUCAUUCCAACAACAACAGGCAGCACUCAACCUGACACGUCUUGCAAAGAAAGAGCAGGACAUUGGCCUGAGCGAAGGCACAAUUGACAGUCUCGUCCUCACGCUCACUGCCGAAGCUCCUGAGGAGGUCGUUGCCUCCAUGGACAAUUCUGCCCUUCCGCCUGUGGCUGCUGAUGAGCGUGCGCAGCUCUUGAAGCUACAGGAACUCAUUCAGCGUCGCCUCAACGCAUCCUGA